Molecule: messenger RNA, 231 nt
Organism: Prunus armeniaca (apricot)
Lineage: Eukaryota; Viridiplantae; Streptophyta; Magnoliopsida; Rosales; Rosaceae
Source: the annotation of a GenBank genome assembly
AUGCAACCUGUGCGAAAAGUCUCUGAAAGGAAUGGAAGCGUUGAAAAAGCACCAAAAGCAUGUCCAUGGCAAGGUGGCCAAGUUCAAAUGCGGUGCCUGCGGGAUGCUAUUCUUCUCUGGUCCAGAUCUCGCAACUCACAAGGAGAAGAAGAAUCUGCCGCCUCUAGAGGGAAGAUGGGAAACUUUUGGCCGGAAGAUGCAAGCUCCGGUGAGACUCAGGGUCUGGUUUAG